Drepanopeziza brunnea f. sp. 'multigermtubi' MB_m1 is the source of this 1290-nucleotide messenger RNA. RefSeq lists its product as uncharacterized. The record is from RefSeq and is a predicted model, not a curated record. NCBI's taxonomy places the organism in Eukaryota, Fungi, Ascomycota, Leotiomycetes, Helotiales, Drepanopezizaceae. Gene Ontology annotation, molecular function: GTP cyclohydrolase II activity. Gene Ontology annotation, biological process: riboflavin biosynthetic process.
AUGCCCGACAUGAUCAAUUCCUCCCCCAGUAACCCCUCGUCGCCCUCCUCCUCCUCCACCUCUUGGGAUCACAACCACAACCCCAACCCCAACCUCAACCCCAAAUAUAACGUUCACAGUGUCGACGAAAACGAUGUCGUCCCCCAACUACCGCCUUUCUACUCGCCGCGGCCAAUUCCCGUGUCGCGCGCCAUCUCCGAACUCGACCUCAAUUCCCUCUCCCUCAACCACCCCUCGCUCGCCGUCCAGGUCCAGGACCAAUCCGCCACACCUCGGCACCACGAAUCCGAUGCCGAAACGGAUAUCGAAAUCACCGGCGAGCUGCCCGACCUCGUCUCCCCAGCCUUCACGCCCCCGUCAACGCCGGGAAUGGGCACCCAAACCCCCGCCCGCUCGCAGGCCCAGCACCUCCCCAAAUCCGUGCCCGUUGACUCCAGCGCGGCAGAUGGCGGCUGUGGCCAGAAGAAGCCCAAACUGCUCAAGACGCUCCCGACGGUCCACUGCGUGGUGCGCGCCCGGAUCCCGACCACCAUCGGCGGAUCUGGGACCGAGAUGUUCCUGCACCUGUACCAGAACAGCGAGGAUAGCAAGGAGCACCUGGCCAUCGUGUUUGGGAACACGAUCCGAAGCCGCAGCUUGGACCGGGUGAGGGAAGGCGAGACGGAGAUGGAUCGUCUGAUCCGGGGGGCGUACACGGGGCGCUUGUACCCGGGCCGGACGACGAGCAGCAUGGCCGAGGCGGUGGCGGGUGAGGACGCGCAGGUUGCGCGGACGGAGGAGCCGCCGCUGGUGCGGAUACACAGCGAGUGCUACACGGGCGAGACGGUAUGGUCGGCGCGCUGCGAUUGUGGGGAGCAGUUGGACGAGGCGGCGAGACUGAUGUCGCUGCCCGGGUCUGGGGGAGGAGUCAUUGUGUACCUGAGGCAGGAGGGGCGGGGGAUCGGGUUGGGGGAGAAGCUGAAGGCGUAUAAUCUGCAAGAUCUGGGAAGUGAUACUGUGGAGGCCAAUCUGCUGCUGAGGCAUCCGGCGGAUGCCAGGAGUUACGGGCUGGCGACGGCGAUGCUGGUCGAUCUCGGGGUGAAGAACGUGCGGCUGUUGACAAAUAAUCCCGAUAAGGUCAGGGCCGUCGAGGGGCCGGGGAGGGAGGUUGUGGUGAAGGAGCGGGUGGCUAUGAUCCCGCUUGCAUGGAGGGGAGCACACGGGGGGAUCAGGAGUCAGGAGGUGGGGGGGUAUCUGAAGACCAAGAUUGAGAAGAUGGGCCACAUGUUGCAAAUGGGCGAGGCAUCUUGA